This is a messenger RNA of Pichia kudriavzevii, 2388 nucleotides long. RefSeq lists its product as uncharacterized. Gene Ontology annotation, molecular function: protein binding. The record is from RefSeq and is a predicted model, not a curated record. The transcript has a single exon. Lineage: Eukaryota; Fungi; Ascomycota; Pichiomycetes; Pichiales; Pichiaceae. Bases 1 to 2388 code for a protein of 795 amino acids.
AUGCUCAGAAGAUAUACAUUUAGUAGAGGGUAUCUCUGCCGAAACCUUUUUAGAGAUUCGUCAACGGUAUGUCCUAAACUAAAGCGGGAAUUUAGCAUGUCUCAAAUUUCAAAUCUUAGGCAUAAAAAGGAGAACAUCGAUACAAAAGAUCUGAAUCGAGUGAACUCCAGAUUAAAUGAACAGUUACUAGCUUUAGAAAAAAUGACUAAGGAGGUCAAGAUGGAAAUACAAAAAAAGAAAGAGGAAAAACAGAAGGUUGAUCUCUCAAAUGAAUUAGGGCACAAGGGUUCUGAUGAGGCAACUGAAAAGGAUAUAGACGAAGUGUUCGAUGCAUUAGGCAUAUCAUCUCAAGAGCAAACUGUUGAAGAAAAAUUGCAAAUUGGAGACUCCAGUAUGGCAGAUUCACCAAGUUCAAGACUUGAUUUGAACAACUGCGACGAUUUAAUGACAUUGUUUCCAUCGCCAAAGCCAUAUGUCCCCUUACCUGGAUCGAUUACCAAGAUAUUAACAACAGAGCAAAUAUCUAAUAUAACACAAAGAGAAACAGCACGCUGGGAGCCGGUUAUAGAUGCGAUUUUGCAAAGCAGUGUCUGUGAUCCACUUAGUGAAACACUUGUUGAUGAGCCGUUUACAGGGUUUGAUUUCCACAAACUCGUGAGUGUUAUUCCUAGAAAAGAUAAAAUACCAAUUGUUGAAAAGCUACAUGAGUUAGCUUUAACAAGUGGUGUUUUAUGGGGUGAUGUUCGUGUCCUUAAUGACCUAUUGGCUUUGUGUAAUUUGUUACCAAAAGGCAAGGCAAAGACGAUAGUUGACUUGCUAUUAAAGGAUGUCGAUUUGGGUGAACAAAAUGACAAAAAGGAAACAGCUAAUGUGACUACUCGUGACGAACCUAUCAAGGCCAAUAUUACCACUAAAUCUAUAUUGUUGAAUCACUAUGCUCGACUUGGUGAUGUAGUAAGUGUUCGUAAAUAUGUCAGUGAAUUGAACCAGUUACCAAAAGAUAAAAAUCCAAUGAUGAACUCUCCCAUAAUCUAUACAUCAAUCAUGCAAAUGUAUAUUAGGCUGGACAAUUAUGAAUUGGCUAAGCAAACAUUUGAUACGAUGAAGUUCUUGUCAUUGUCUACAUCGCCAUCUCCCCAUACUUAUACAUCAAUGAUUUUACUAGAUACUUUACAUAACAAUAUAGAGCACGGUAUUUCUGUUCAUGAGGAAAUGCAAGAAAAGGAUAUCAAGCCUGAGCCUGAAGCUUUACUUGCUUUGGCCAAAGGUUGUGGAGCAAGGAGAGGGCUUGUUUCGCAAGGUUGGAAUUAUAUAAUUCAAUAUUAUGAAAAUGGAUACCCAGUAGAUAGUCAAGUGAUGGAGAUAAUGAUGUAUUUAGCAUAUGUUGAUGGUGACUUGCCAUUUGUUCGUGGUAUCUGGAUGAACAUAUGCGAAACUAAUACUAAAUUGGCAGGAAACAUACAAUUACCGCAUCCAAGAGCUACCAAAUGGUUAUUCAAUGCAUACUAUAAGGUAGGUGACAUAAUGGAUGCCGCUAAAGGUGGUAAAACUCAUACACCGGUGGGAAUCGUCGAUUCCAGGGUUAGGGCAAUUCGUACAAAAGUUUUGGAAUUGACAAGUUUUGACUUCCAUUCCAAUUCACCACCUUUACUGCCAUUGAUUGAUUUUGACGGAUCAAAUACCAAGUUGAUGCUAAGCGAAGCCCAUGCCAUUUGGAGAUAUAUACUUGAUUUGGAUGUUAAGGGAUCCUACAUUAGUGAAAGUCUAGUGGAAGCAUACCUCUAUAUCGUUGGCAGAUACGGCCUCUUAGAGACAUUUGAAAGUGAGUGGAAUAGGUUGACAUACUUUGACACUUCCAGUUUGCAGGGGGAAGUCAUCAAUAUUGAGGAACCUGAUGGGUCAGACGCAGUCGAUAUUGAAAAUGAAACUGAUAGAAACAAUACUAGUACUACUUCUGUGAACCCUAUAGAAUCUGCAUUUAGCCACCUACCAAUGGGUAAAUUACCGCGGAAUGAUCGGUUUUACAACAUGGCAAUGCAUGUAGCAAGACAUCAAGCAAGUUUAGCAUUUGCACAAAAGAUAUGGACAGAACGUGGAAGUUUCCGUAAAAGUGAAAGCUUCCAACGGCUUACUCCCGCCCAACAAGAUGUUGCUGACUUCAAGUUUGCAAGGCUAAUGCUGAGCGCACUCACACAUACAGGUAAUGUUGGGGAUGCCUACAAGCUCGUUCUUAGCUCGCAGAACAGAUUUGUGUGGAGCAAAUACCACUUGAAAAGUUUGUUGAGCCUUUGCGAACGCCUCGGUUACACGAGUUUUGCCAAAGAGCUCUUAAAGGUUGUGCGGAGGGGGGCCAAAUGGACCCGCCGUCAAGAAAAGUUAGAAGAGUAA